UCAAGGUCGCGACGCUCGUUUCCGCAUCAGCGACGUCCGUUUUUCCAGUUUCAUUCUUUCGCUCAAGCGCCCCAUAAACAUUUGUCCAGGUGAUGUAAUUUCAACCCCAAAUUUUGCACUUUUUGUGUGAAAAUUCACGUCCUCACAUCGAUUAGUGUGACUGUGUGUCGGUUAGGAUGAUUGUUAAGCUACCAGAAGAACUCGCAAAAUUCUGUAAUCCUUCCAAAGGACUUUCCAGCUCGUUAGCGUUCAGGCGUCUUCGAACUGCUUCAAUAUGGUGAUUAAUCCGGCCUCGUUUUCCUUAGAUCGCCAAAACGGAUAAGCCCACGUGCCAUGGAUAAGAUGUGGAAUGGCCACUCAACCAUAACAUAGACACCAUGAUUGUCAACGCGAUGGCAUCACACUCAGCUACCAUAGCGACUCUCCCAUCAGCACUCCCCAGCUUGAUCCAGAACAUCAGCAGCCUCAACCAGAGCAACAACGUCACGUCUCUUGAGAACCUGAACCCGCAUUGGACGGACCUGUUGCUGAUCAUCGUCAAAGGCUUCAUCUUCGCCACGAUCAUCGCCGGCGCCAUUCUGGGCAACGCCUUAGUGAUCAUCAGUGUGCACAGACAUCGCAAGCUCAGAGUGAUCACUAAUUACUAUGUGGUGAGCUUGGCAAUGGCUGAUAUGCUGGUGGCGCUGUGCGCGAUGACUUUCAACGCCAGCGUCGAACUGACCGGGCACUGGCUGUUUGGCAGCUUCAUGUGCGACGUUUGGAACAGCUUCGACGUGUACUUUUCCACCGCCAGCAUCCUGCAUCUCUGCUGCAUCAGUGUGGAUCGCUACUAUGCGAUAGUGCGCCCCUUGGAGUACCCGAUCACCAUGACCCAUCGGACUGUCUGCUUCAUGUUGGCCAACGUGUGGCUGCUGCCCGCGCUGAUCAGCUUCAUGCCCAUCUUCCUCGGCUGGUACACCACUGACGACCACCUGCUCUACGCCAGCGCCCAUCCGGACGUCUGCAUGUUCGUCGUCAACAAGUACUACGCAAUCAUUUCCAGUUCGAUCAGCUUCUGGAUACCGGGCACCCUGAUGGUGACGAUGUACUUUCGCAUCUACAAGGAAGCCAUCCGGCAGAGGAAGGCGCUGUCGCGCACCUCCUCCAACAUCAUCCUCAACUCGAUCCACCAACAUCGAACAUCCUACCGCGAACGCUACAGUGAUCGGUAUAGUGAACAGUAUCUCCAUCCAGAGGUGGAGCUCACGGUGGGAGAAAUCAAUGGCGCGAGGAGAAGCACGAGCUCGGGAUCAGCAGUGUCGUACGGCACCACCAUUACGGAGUUCAACACUUUGAUGAAUACGCGGGAUUGCAGCAAAGCGGCCACCGAACUCAACCUAAAUGGUAAGUGA
Dendroctonus ponderosae (mountain pine beetle) is the source of this 1391-nucleotide messenger RNA. Its product is annotated as octopamine receptor beta-3R-like. Gene Ontology annotation, molecular function: octopamine receptor activity. Gene Ontology annotation, cellular component: membrane. The record is from RefSeq and is a predicted model, not a curated record. NCBI's taxonomy places the organism in Eukaryota, Metazoa, Arthropoda, Insecta, Coleoptera, Curculionidae. The transcript is spliced from 3 exons. Gene Ontology annotation, biological process: adenylate cyclase-activating adrenergic receptor signaling pathway. Bases 378 to 1391 code for a protein of 337 amino acids.